AUGGCGGAAAGGACCGCGAUCUCUACGGAAGACACCCUUGUUCGAUAUGAUAAUCCUGUUUUGGUUACAAAAAAGGCGGAGGCAAUUCCCUCACCACGCGGUGAUGCAGCACAGCCAUGCGUUCCAACAGAGGCCAAACGUGAGACAGAGGAAAUACUGAAUGCCAUUUUACCCCCUAAGGAGUGGGAAGAAGAUGGUCAGAUAUGGACACAAAAAGUAACGAUAAAUUGUGGUGAAAGAGGCCUGCUUUUGUUAAGAGUCCGUGACGAAGCAAGGAUCACGAUGGAAGCGUACCAAACAUUGUAUUGCAGCUCUAUUGCAUUUGGUAUGCGGAAGGCAUUGCAGUCUGAACAAGGCAAAUCGGAUCUUAUGGAGCAAGUUGCAAAGCUAGAAGCAGAACGCGCGAGCCUGGAGAAGCUAUGUACGGAGUUGAAGCAGAAGACUGAGCAGUUGGAGCGCCGAGCGGCUGAGCUUCGAGCUGCCGAAGAGAAACGCCAUCAAGAGGAGUUGCUUGCAUUGAAGAAGACGAACGCACAACUAAAGGCUCAGUUAGAGGGUAUCAUUGCUCCGAAGAAG
This is a messenger RNA of Iphiclides podalirius (scarce swallowtail), 576 nucleotides long. Lineage: Eukaryota; Metazoa; Arthropoda; Insecta; Lepidoptera; Papilionidae. The record is from the annotation of a GenBank genome assembly.